GUAUUGAAAUUUGUGAGACACCUAGUGGAGAAACAUGUGGCACAAACAUAUGCACAGUCCGGCGAAGAAGCCAAAAGUGGAACAUUCAAGUUCAAAUCCUGGAGGAAGUGGAUGGUCUGGCGGAGGUGGUUUCAAAAAUUCUCCCAAGUUGGAGGGUCAUGGGCAGCCAAACGAAGCUCUCAAACAAGAGAGGAGAGCGCUGCCAAUCUAUCCUGCGAGGCAGCAGUUGAUUGCUCAGAUCCGACGUCUUCCGUCUGCUAUCGUGAUUGGAGAAACUGGAAGUGGAAAAACCACACAAAUUCCUCAGUACUUGCUGGAGGCUGGAGUGAAUGGGGGAGCCGCUAUUGCCAUCACACAGCCCCGACGAGUGGCGGCCGUGUCUGUUUGCCAAAGAGUUGCUCAGGAGAAAAACACCACAGUUGGUACCUCGGUUGGCUACCGCAUCAGGUUUGAAGAUGCCACAUCAUCGAGCACAAAGUUGAUUUUCAUGACUGACGGUAUGCUGCUGCGGGAGGCGAUCCUCGACUCCAAACUGACCAAAUACUCUGUGAUUGUGCUGGACGAGGCUCACGAGCGGACUGUCCACACGGAUGUCCUCUUUGGGGUGGUCAAAGCCGCCCAGAACUGUCGCCUGAAGACAGGCUUGAAACUGCUCAAGAUCAUAGUGAUGUCUGCCACAAUGGACGUUGACCACUUCUCUCGUUACUUCAACAAAGCGCCAGUCCUGUACCUGGAGGGCAGACAGUUCCCCAUACAGGUUAUGCAUACUGCUGAACCUCAGAGCGACUACGCUUUCUCCUCCGUCGUCACGUUGUUCAAGAUACACAAAGAGGCUCCAGCCAGAGAAGAUGUUCUGAUUUUCCUUACGGGCCAAGAUGAGAUUGAUUCGGCAGUCAAACAACUCCGUCAGUUGUCGAGAGACAUGCAAGAUCUUCCCAAGCUGCUGAUUCUGCCUCUCUACGCAGCGCUGCCUCCACAGCAGCAGGUCAAGGUCUUUGAGAAAACUCCGCCGGGUCAUCGCAAGGUUGUCAUAGCAACCAAUGUCGCUGAAACAUCAAUCACCAUACCUGGUAUCAAGUUUGUCAUUGACUGUGGGAAAGUCAAAGCAAAAGUGUUCAACGCACGGACAGGGCUGGACAUUCUGCGAGUGGUCAACACGUCCAAGGCUCAGACCCUCCAGCGGACCGGCCGUGCGGGGAGGGAGUCGGCCGGAACAUGCUACAGGCUGUUCACUGAGGCACAGUUUGGGGAGAUGAGUUCCAACACGGUUCCCGAGAUACAGAGGUGUAACUUGUCCAGCGUGAUCCUCCAGCUGAUGGCUAUGGGCAUCUCAGACGUGAUGACCUUUGACUUCAUGGACAAGCCGGACAGAGAGUCAAUUUUGGCUGCACUGACAGAACUGGAGCUGCUUGGAGCAGUCGAGAAAAUUUCCGAGUCGGACAUGCCCAAGUUGACCCCACUGGGCAAGCGGAUGGCAGCUUUUCCCUUAGACCCAAAGUAUGCAAAGAUCAUCCUCUUGUCUCAGGAAUAUGGCUGUGUGGAAGAGGUCCUCACCAUCGUGUCCAUCCUGUCAGUGGACGACAUUUUCAUCAACCAAAUGAACAAGCGUGAUGAGAUACAGAGCGUCCGACAGAAAUUUGUGUCCAGCGAGGGAGAUCACAUCACGCUACUCAACACAUUCCGUGCCUUCAAGUCUGUCAACGGGAACAAGGCUUGGUGCUUUGAAAAUUUCAUCAACUAUCGGCACAUAAACACAGCCCGAGAGGUCCGCAAGCAGCUGCGGGACAUUUGCUCCUGUCAAGGAAUUCAGUUCUCUUCCUGCGGCAAAGACACGGAGAAUGUCAGGAAAUGUUUGGCUGCUGGUCUGUUCCUGAACUGUGCCCAACUGUCCAAACAAGGCGACUUCACAACCGUGUCGAGUCGACUGACCGUGUCCAUCCACCCAGCCUCUGCCCUGUUCCACUGUAAGCCCGCGUGUGUGGUCUACUCCGAGCUCAUCAAACUGGGCAAGAACUACAUGAGGAAUGUCAGCGUGGUGGACCCCGAGUGGCUUCAAGAGGUGGCUCCCUCCUACUUCAAGCAGAAGAAAGUGCACUUGAUGACCUAGCUGGUGUGUGUGUGUGUGUGUUUGAGAGAGAGAGAGAGUGUGUGUGUGUGUGUGUGUUUUUGAGAGAGA
Aplysia californica (California sea hare) is the source of this 2176-nucleotide messenger RNA. Its product is annotated as ATP-dependent RNA helicase DHX33. The coding region runs from base 35 to 2107 and encodes 690 amino acids. The record is from RefSeq and is a predicted model, not a curated record. The transcript has 19 exons. Gene Ontology annotation, molecular function: ATP binding; RNA binding. Lineage: Eukaryota; Metazoa; Mollusca; Gastropoda; Aplysiida; Aplysiidae. Gene Ontology annotation, biological process: positive regulation of transcription by RNA polymerase I. Gene Ontology annotation, cellular component: nucleolus; intracellular anatomical structure.